Molecule: messenger RNA, 1391 nt
Organism: Nematolebias whitei (Rio pearlfish)
Lineage: Eukaryota; Metazoa; Chordata; Actinopteri; Cyprinodontiformes; Rivulidae
Gene: acp2
Product: acid phosphatase 2, lysosomal
Exons: 13
Coding region: 64-1314 (416 amino acids)
Biological process (GO): lysosome organization; dephosphorylation
Cellular component (GO): lysosome
Molecular function (GO): acid phosphatase activity
Source: RefSeq, a predicted model, not a curated record
AAAACCGCAAACGAGCUGUUUGUUUGAGCAGCAGAGCCAAAGAGUCACCGGACCGGAGGAGACAUGAAACCUGCCUCGGUGCUUCUUCUUCUCACGGUGGGCUCUGUUUGCGGACAAGCCGCUGCGGAAAGAAAGCUAGCGUUCGUGACUGUGUUAUUUCGGCAUGGGGACAGAUCGCCAAUCAAGGCCUUUCCUACGGACCCCCACCAAGAGAGUGCCUGGCCCCAAGGCUUUGGACAGCUGUCGCAGGAGGGGAUGAGGCAGCACUUCGAGUUGGGUCAGUUUCUGAGGUCUCGAUACAAGAACUUCCUCAACGAGUCCUACAACCGGCACGAGAUCUUCGUUCGAAGUACAGACGUGGAUCGCACUCUGAUGAGUGCCGAGGCCAACCUCGCAGGUCUCUACCCCCCCGAAGGUCAACAGGAGUUCAGACCCAACCUGGUGUGGCAGCCCAUUCCCGUGCACACGGUGCCGCUGAGCGAAGAGAGGCUCCUCUCGUUUCCUUUGGAAGACUGUCCUCGCUACAAGCAGCUGAUGAAUGAAACUGAACACAGUGGAGAGUAUAUUAAUAUUACCACAACAUACAAGGACCUCAUUGAGCUGGUGAACAAUAAAACGGGACUGAAAAACGUGGAAACGGUGUGGAGCGUGUACGACACGCUCUUCUGCGAGUCCCGUCACAACAUGACCGCUCCUGACUGGGUGACUCCCGACGUCAUGGAAGGGCUCAAGAUCAUAAAGGACUUUGGGUUCCAGAUCAUGUUUGGGGUCCACGAGCAAGAAGAAAAGAGUCGUCUGCAGGGAGGUCUGCUGCUUGGUGACAUCGUGAAGAACCUUUUGGCCGUUCCAGACCCAACACAGCAACUCAAACUUAUGAUGCUCUCAGCACACGACACAACCGUAGCAGCGCUUCAGGCUAGUUUGAACGUAUUCAACGGAAUCCAGCCGCCCUACGCCUCCUGCCACAUGUUUGAGCUGUACAGGGAGGACAAUGGCUCUGCUUCCGUGUCCAUGUUUUACCGCAACGACUCCACAAUGGAGCCGUACCCGCUUCAGCUGCCAGGAUGUUCCCUUGACUGCCCCCUGGAGGAAUUUGUGAAAAUUACAAAGAGCUCCAUCUCAGACGACCGGGAUAAAGAGUGUCAGCUGCCAUCACCAAGGAGUGAUAAAGAGAUCAUCAUCGGCCUGGCCUUGUCCAGCUGUGUGCUCUUCUUCCUCAUUGCCUUCCUGCUCUUUUUUAUUUGUCGGCAAAAGGAGACGGCUGGCGGCAGAUACCGACACGUGAUCAACCAGGAAGCCGGGGAGGAAUCCUGACAGAGGUGCAAACUCCUACCUUGGAAAGCUACAAGCCGUGGCUCCUGGGACAGCAGCGAUAACGAUGAACUUUGACU